This is a messenger RNA of Haliotis rufescens (red abalone), 4767 nucleotides long. RefSeq names its product structural maintenance of chromosomes protein 2-like. The record is from RefSeq and is a predicted model, not a curated record. Gene Ontology annotation, molecular function: ATP binding; ATP hydrolysis activity; protein binding. The transcript has 25 exons. Bases 89 to 3724 code for a protein of 1211 amino acids. Gene Ontology annotation, cellular component: chromosome. Lineage: Eukaryota; Metazoa; Mollusca; Gastropoda; Lepetellida; Haliotidae. Gene Ontology annotation, biological process: chromosome organization.
UUAAACGGAUUUGAGCGCCAUUUACGACUUUAUUGACAGUAACAACCAAAACAUUUGAAUUUGAUGGUGUAAUCAACAGUUAACCAAAAUGCACAUUAAGUCGAUGGUCGUUGAUGGCUUCAAGUCAUACGCCCAACGUACGGAAAUAAAUGGAUUUGAUCCAUUAUUCAACGCUAUUACAGGUUUGAAUGGAAGUGGAAAAUCAAACAUCCUCGAUGCGAUAUGUUUUCUUCUCGGCAUUACCAAUCUUUCACACGUCCGAGCUGGUAACUUACAAGAUUUGGUGUACAAAAGUGGUCAAGCAGGAGUCAUCAAGGCAACUGUCAGCAUCACAUUCGACAACAAUGACAAGAAACAGAGCCCUUUGGGGUAUGAACAGUAUGAUGAGAUCACAGUUACACGACAGGUGGUCAUUGGAGGACGUAACAAGUACCUCAUCAAUGGAAGCAAUGCCAACAAUGCCCGAGUCCAGGAUCUCUUCAGAUCUGUCCAGCUCAACGUCAACAAUCCCCAUUUUCUUAUCAUGCAGGGGCGGAUUACCAAGGUUCUCAACAUGAAACCACCAGAGAUCCUCUCAAUGAUCGAGGAGGCAGCAGGCACCAGACUUUAUGAGACAAAGAAAGAAUCUGCUCAGAAGACAAUCGAGAAGAAAGAUGCCAAGCUUAGAGAAAUUGAUGCUGUGCUGAAAGAGGACAUCACUCCCACCCUGGCCAAGUUGAAGGAUGAAAGGUCGUCCUACCUGGAGUACCAGAAGAUUGUCAGAGAGCUGGAGCAUCUCAACAAGCUGUAUGUCGCUUACCAGUUUGUGUGUGCUGAGGGUCGAAAAAAGAAAUCUUCUGAAGAGCUGGAAGAAAUGCUGGAGCUGAUUAAAACUUCCAAAGAUAAAAUUGUUGAGACUGAGAACAAAGUGAAGGAAUUGGAUAAAGAAAUUGCAGAGUUGGAAAAGAAGAGAGAUGAGGAGUCUGGCCAUGUGAUGGAGAAAUUGGAGGAGAAACUAGCCAGUAGGCAGAAGAUGGACGCCCUGGCUCAGAGCUCUGUGGACAACAAGAAGGAAUCCAUCAAGGCUGAACAGAAGAAGAAAAAGGAACUCAACAAGAACUGUGACGAUAACAAGAAGGCGUUGGCAGCUCGAGACAAGGAUCUGGACAAGUUGAACAAAGACCUGGACAAGUUGAAGGAGCAGAGUGAAACUGAUCAUGAAGCUCAUGUAGCUGCCCAGAAACACUUCCACGCUGUCAGCGCUGGUCUCUCCAGCAACACAGACGGAGAGGAUGCCACGCUCAAUGACCAACUCAUGACUGCAAAGAGUGAAAUCAGCACUGCUGAAACCGAGACUAAACAAGCCCAGAUGAAGCUGAAGCAUGCCCAGCAGGAGGUGAAGAAGAAGCAGACUGAGCUGAAGAAGACGGAGCAGGGAUACAAGAAGGACCAGGCAGCUUACGAGGCCGUACAGCAGAGCAUGAAGAAGAUUCAGGCUGAGAUGAAGAAAUUGGGAUUUGAGGAGGGUCGUGAUGAGAAACUGCUCGGGGAGAGGAGAAGUCUCAGUCAGGAUGUCCAAAAACUGCAGGACAGGGUGGAGACGCUGGAAGCAAGAUUUCCACAGCUCAACUUCCAGUAUACUGAUCCCGAGAAGAACUUUAACCGUUCCAAGGUGCACGGCUUGGUGUGUAAGCUGGUGAAGGUGAAGGAAGUGCGCACUGCCACAGCCCUGGAGGUUGCUGCUGGGUCAAGACUGUACAAUGUAGUGGUGGACACGGAGGUGACAGGCAAGAAGCUGCUACAGAAGGGGGAGCUACGACGGCGGUACACGAUCAUCCCUCUCAACAAGAUCUCCGCACGUAGCAUUGAUAAUGCUACAGUCAAGAGAGCACAGGACCUGGUUGGCAAAGACAAUGUGAACACAGCCCUGUCUCUGAUCGGCUAUCAGAAGGACCUGGAGGCAGCCAUGCAGUAUGUGUUCGGCUCGGCCUUUGUGUGUGAGGACAUGAAUACAGCCAAGAAGGUGACAUUUGACGAGAAAGUGAUGAAGAAGUCGGUCACACUUGAGGGAGACUCGUUUGACCCUGCUGGUACCCUGACUGGAGGUGCCCGCGCACAGACCAGCUCCAUCCUGGAGAAGCUGCAGGAGGUGCUGGAGGUGGAUGAGCAGCUGCACGCCAAGAGAGACCAGCUGCAGAAGGUGGAGAAGGAGCUGGCUGCCAUCAAGUCCACCUCCGAGAAGUUCACCCAACUGAAACAGCAGUAUGAGUUGAAGAACCAUGAGUCAGAGCUUGUGAAGGCCCGGCUAGAACAGAGCACCCAUCACCAGCAGCUGGAGGAGAUCAGCAGUCUCAACAACUCCAUUGAGGAGCAGGAGGGGAUCCUGAAGAAAGCGGAGGAGACGCAGAAUAAAGCUGCCAAGAAGGUGAAGGAUCUCCAGGACAAGAUCAAGAAUGCCAAGGCCAUCCGGGAGAAGGAGAUGAAGGAGGCGGAGGACAGUGUCAACAAGCUCAAGAAGAAGAUGCAGGAGUCCAGCAAGAAGACCAAGGAGAAGCUGGUGGAGGUGGACAGCAUCAAGCUGGAGGCGGAGGAGUUGCGGAAGGAGAUCGUCAACUACGAGGAACAGCUGAAGUCUGUGGACACCAACACUGCCGAUCUGGAUGAGCAGGUGAAACAGCUGCAGGAGAAGCUGCAGGAGACAAAGGCUGCAGUGAAAGAGGCCCAGGGAGAGGUGAACCAGCAGAAGGAGCUGCUCAAGUCGCGCAACAAGGACAUCAACAGCAUGGUGGCAGCUCAGAGGGACCUGCAGAAGGAGAACAACAGCGCUCAGCUCAAGAUCCAGGAGAUGGAACACAAGAUUACCAAACACCAGAAAGACUCCCGAGAUGCUGUGAAGCAGGUUGAGGCCAUGAUAAUGAAGUAUGACUGGAUAGCUGAUGAGAAGAAGUACUUUGGUCAGCCAAAUACGGCCUAUGACUUCGAGACCAACAAUCCCAAAGAAGCAGAACGCAGGAUCCAGAAACUGCAGGAGACCAAGGACAAACUCUCCAAGAAUGUCAACAUGAGGGCCAUGAAUAUGUUGGGCAAGGCAGAAGAACAGUACAAUGACCUAAUGAAGAAGAGGAAGAUUGUCCUUAACGACAAAGCCAAAAUUGCUGCAGUCAUCAAUGAACUGGAUGAAAAGAAGAACGAAGCUUUGAAGAAAGCUUGGGAGCAGGUCAACAAGGACUUUGGUUCCAUCUUCUCAACCCUACUUCCUGGAACACAGGCCAAACUCUCACCCCCUGAAGGGCAGACUGUCCUUGAUGGCCUGGAGGUCAAGGUCGCAUUUGGUGAUGUGUGGAAGGAAUCAUUAGGUGAACUUAGCGGAGGUCAAAGAUCCUUAGUGGCAUUGUCCCUCAUCUUGUCCAUGCUGCUGUUUAAACCUGCACCUAUCUACAUCCUGGAUGAGGUUGAUGCGGCUCUUGAUCUCUCACAUACUCAGAACAUUGGCCAGAUGAUCAAGUCUCACUUUAAACACUCGCAGUUCAUCGUCGUCUCCCUCAAGGAUGGUAUGUUCAACAAUGCUAAUGUACUGUACAAGACCAAGUUUGUUGAUGGAGUUUCCACAGUGUCACGGCAUGUACAACAUACGUCAUCGCGAUCCACAACAUCAGGCAUCAAUGACAAGGAAAACGAGAAAACAGGAGGCAAGAAAAGGGCGACAUCAAAGCGAACAAGGAUAGAAGAUACUCCCGGCUUUUAGAAAUACAAGAUCUGGAGAACUUGUUGUUUGUGUACAAGUGCUAAUUGUAUAUAUCAGUUAUCAUUAAUGACAGUGUGGACUUUCUGGUACAAGGUUACCAGUAUGUUGAAAACUGAAACAGUCUAUUGCACUUGUGAAUGUUUAGCCAUAGGUACUUAAAUCUUGGAUGAAAUGAAGAAAGUUUUGUACCAAGAAUUACAUAGGACUGCCAAAAUGUUUUAUAUCAGGAAAUGAUUUUUCUAAUUUAACUUUUAUCAUGCAACACGAUUUCAAAAGAGAACUGAUUAUCAUUAACUCCUUUUCUUUUCAGUUUUUUAUUUUCUAACAUCUAUUUUCUUAGAUUGAUCUAGAAAUGUAAAUGCUGAAACAUUUGAAGUGAGACAUAUGACCAUCUUUUAAUCAUGUAGUCUGGGUGGUGUGCCUGAAUAGUUUACGACUUAUUAUGCCACAGUUUAGGGGAUAAUAUAUAACGGAUGCUAUCAUUUUGUCAGUAGGUGUAUUGACCAAAACACUGAAAAUCCUUGGAAAUUCAGUCAGUACAGUUUUGCAUUGAAAAGAAUUUUAAAAUGGAUUGUACCAGCAGGGGAAAUGGGAGAACUGUGUAAUGUGUGAUCUCUUUCACAUUAAAACAGUCAUACGCUGGUAAUAAUCUCGUUAAACUGCUGUCAUAAAUCUGACUGUAUUUUUCCACCUAUGGAGAGUUCCUUGUGUAGCAUUAUAUCAUCGGUUUGUAUCAUUUGUAAAUAGAACCAUGUCUGUCACUUCUUUCUUAAGUUCACCCUAAUCUGUGUCUAUCACUCUGUCACUGUCAUAUAAUCAUGUCGAUGGAUCUUUCACUGAUUUGGUUUGAAAGCUUUUGCACAUAAUCAAGAAAAUUAAUCAUCUCAAAGUGUCUCAAGAUCUCCGAUUCAUGUAACUUUCAGUUCUGUUUAAGUCAAUACGUCCAAUGUUAAUGGAGACAGUGUCAUUUGUAUAGGUAUUUUGUCAAGACAAAAUUAAAAAAAUACAUUCAGUGGAGAAAAUAAAUAAUGAGAUGGUACCUA